Rasamsonia emersonii CBS 393.64 is the source of this 1749-nucleotide messenger RNA. Its product is annotated as 2-alkenal reductase. The coding region runs from base 1 to 1749 and encodes 582 amino acids. Lineage: Eukaryota; Fungi; Ascomycota; Eurotiomycetes; Eurotiales; Trichocomaceae. The record is from RefSeq and is a predicted model, not a curated record. Gene Ontology annotation, molecular function: ATP hydrolysis activity; heat shock protein binding; ATP-dependent protein folding chaperone. The transcript is spliced from 6 exons. Gene Ontology annotation, cellular component: cytosol; nucleus; plasma membrane. Gene Ontology annotation, biological process: cellular response to unfolded protein; vesicle-mediated transport; protein refolding.
AUGUCCGACGAAGUCUAUGAUGGUGCCAUUGGCAUUGACCUCGUCGCCAAUGAGCAAGGAAACUUCACCACGCCUUCUUAUGUCUCCUUUACCGACAAGGAGCGCCUCAUUGGUGAGGCUGCUAAGAAUCAAGCUGCCAUGAACCCGAAGAACACCAUUUUUGAUAUUAAGCGUCUGAUCGGGAGACGGUUUGAUGACCCUGUUGUCAAGAAGGACAUCGAGUCAUGGCCAUUCAAGGUUGUUGAACAGGGUGGGAACCCAGUUGUCGAAGUUGAGUAUUUGGGCGAAACCAAAAUCUUCACUCCCCAGGAGAUCUCUUCCAUGGUUCUUAUGAAGAUGAAAGAGGUUGCGGAGACGAAACUCGGAAAGAAGGUCUCCAAAGCCGUUAUCACUGUGCCAGCAUAUUUCAACGACAAUCAGCGCCAGGCAACCAAGGACGCCGGUGCUAUCGCUGGCCUCAACGUUCUUCGCAUUAUCAACGAACCCACUGCAGCAGCAAUUGCUUAUGGUCUGGGCUCUGGAAAGUCCGAUAAAGAGCGCAACGUCUUGAUCUACGAUUUAGGAGGCGGUACUUUUGAUGUUUCCCUGCUGAACAUUCAGGGCGGUGUCUUCACAGUCAAGGCUACAGCAGGUGACACUCACCUCGGUGGACAGGACUUUGACACAAAUCUCUUGGAACACUUUAAGAAGGAGUUCCAGAGGAAGACUGGAAAAGACCUGUCUGGUGAUUCGAGGGCCCUGCGUCGUCUCAGAACGGCGUGUGAACGUGCAAAGCGUACUCUGUCUAAUGCCACCCAGACUACCGUGGAGAUUGACUCCCUCUUCGAUGGAGAGGACUUCAAUGCCCAGAUCACCCGUGCGCGGUUUGAGGAUCUCAAUGCGAAGGCUUUUGCGGGUACCUUAGAACCUGUCCAGCAGGUGCUCAAGGAUGCUGGUCUUGAUAAGAGCAAUGUGGAUGAGAUCGUUCUUGUUGGAGGUUCUACUCGUAUUCCUCGCAUUCAGAAGCUGCUCAGUGACUUCUUCGAUGGGAAGAAGCUUGAAAAGAGCAUUAAUCCCGACGAAGCCGUCGCCUAUGGUGCUGCGGUCCAGGCGGGUAUACUUUCAGGUAAAGCAACGUCUGCAGAAACCUCCGAUCUUUUGCUCCUGGACGUGGUUCCUCUCUCGCUUGGUGUCGCUAUGGAAGGCAAUAUCUUCGCCCCUGUUGUUCCUCGUGGUCAAACUGUUCCGACCAUCAAGAAGCGUACAUUCACUACUGUGGUGGACAACCAGCAAACUGUGCAGUUCCCCGUCUACCAGGGUGAGCGCGCUAACUGUGACGACAACACUCUUCUCGGCGAAUUCACCUUGUCUCCUAUACCCCCGAUGAAGGCGGGUGAAGCUGUUCUGGAAGUCGUCUUCGAAGUUGACGUCAACGGUAUUCUUAAGGUCACUGCCACCGAAAAGUCGUCUGGUCGUAGUGCGAACAUCACUAUUUCCAAUGCUGUUGGAAAGUUGUCGAGCACUGAAAUCGAGAAAAUGAUCAGCGGUAUGUGCUUGUACCUGUCCGCACUCUUCGAAUUAAGGAUAAUUUCCCUAACAGGUGAUCCGACUAUGUCAUUGAAGCUGAAACGUGGAAACAAGGAGAAGAUUGAAUCAGCCCUCAGUGAUGCGAUGGCCCAGCUUGAGAUUGAAGAUUCGACUCCCGAUGAUUUCAAGAAGAAGGAGUUGGCCCUUAAGAGGCUCAUCACAAAAGCAAUGGCUACGCGUUGA